Molecule: messenger RNA, 825 nt
Organism: Salvelinus fontinalis (brook trout)
Lineage: Eukaryota; Metazoa; Chordata; Actinopteri; Salmoniformes; Salmonidae
Exons: 3
Coding region: 1-825 (274 amino acids)
Source: RefSeq, a predicted model, not a curated record
AUGAAGACAGAGCCCCCUCCACGGUGUGAUAUGAAGACAGAGCCCCCUCCACGGUGUGAUAUGAAGACAGAGCCCCCUCCACAGUGUGGUCUGAAGACAGAGCCCCCUCCACAGUGUGAUAUGAAGACAGAGCCCCCUCCACAGUUUGGUCUGAAGACAGAGCCCCCUCCAUGGUGUGGUCUGAAGACAGAGCCCCCUCCACAGUGUGGUCUGAUGACAGAGCCCCCUCCACAGUGUGAUAUGAAGACAGAGCCCCCUCCACGGUGUGGUCUGAUGACAGAGCCCCUCCACAGUGUGACAGAGCCCCCUCCACAGUGUGGUCUGAAGACAGAGCCCCCUCCACAGUGUGAUAUGAAGACAGAGCCCCCUCCACAGUGUGAUAUGAAGACAGAGCCCCCUCCAUGGUGUGGUCUGAAGACAGAGCCCCCUCCACAGUGUGGUCUGAUGACAGAGCCCCCUCCACAGUGUGAUAUGAAGACAGAGCCCCCUCCACGGUGUGGUCUGAUGACAGAGCCCCUCCACAGUGUGACAGAGCCCCCUCCACGGUGUGGUCUGAAGACAGAGCCCCCUCCACAGUGUGAUAUGAAGACAGAGCCCCCUCCACAGUGUGAUAUGAAGACAGAGCCCCCUCCACGGUGUGGUCUGAAGACAGAGCCCCCUCCACGGUGUGGUCUGAAAACAGAGCCCCCCUCCACAGUGUGGUCUGAAGACAGAGCCCCUCCACGGUGUGAUCUGAAGACAGAGCCCCCUCCACAGUGUGGUCUGAAGACAGAGCCCCCUCCACAGUAUGGUCUGAAGACAGAGCCCCUCCACGGUGUGGUCUGA